Leucoraja erinaceus (little skate) is the source of this 1965-nucleotide messenger RNA. It is a transcript of the gene rras2, whose product is annotated as RAS related 2. The transcript is spliced from 6 exons. The record is from RefSeq and is a predicted model, not a curated record. Gene Ontology annotation, cellular component: plasma membrane. Gene Ontology annotation, molecular function: GTP binding; GTPase activity; GDP binding. The coding region runs from base 146 to 529 and encodes 127 amino acids. Gene Ontology annotation, biological process: signal transduction. NCBI's taxonomy places the organism in Eukaryota, Metazoa, Chordata, Chondrichthyes, Rajiformes, Rajidae.
AUUUCCAUCGCUAUAACAAGAGUCUUACUUUGUUACGGAUUAUGAUCCAACAAUUGAAGAUUCCUAUACCAAGCAGUGUGUUAUUGAUGACAGGGCAGCAAGAUUGGAUAUUUUGGACACUGCAGGACAAGAAGAGUUUGGAGCCAUGCGAGAGCAAUACAUGAGGACAGGGGAGGGGUUUCUGCUGGUCUUCUCUGUUACAGAUAGAGGAAGUUUUGAAGAAAUUUACAAGUUCCAAAGACAGAUCCUUCGAGUGAAGGAUCGUGAUGAAUUCCCUAUGAUCCUUGUGGGUAACAAAGCUGACUUGGAACAUCAAAGGCAGAUAACAACUGAGGAAGGGCUACAGCUUGCGAGGCAGCUCAAAGUAACCUACAUGGAGGCUUCAGCUAAAAUCCGCUUGAAUGUAGACCAGGCUUUUCAUGAGCUAGUUCGAGUUAUAAGAAGAUUUCAAGAGCAAGAAUGCCCUCCUUCUCCUGAGCCAUCGCGGAAUGAAAAAGACAGUAGUGGCUGCCACUGUGUUAUAAUUUGAGAUGCUGGCUUGUCUACUCAACAGCUGCCAAACCACCUGCCCCCAUUCAUGCCUUCAAAAACAUUUGUGUCAAUCAAUAUUGCCUCUUUACUGCAUGCUUACUAUUUGGUCGCAGAUUGCCUUAGUCGUCUAAUAAAAAGCUGGCUGUGUUGCCCACUUGAUUGGGGAGGGGGUGAGGGAGAAGUAUUUUGUCACCUCUCAUGUCCUGAGGCAGGUGGUAAAGUUUAAAGAAUAUAAACACUAAGGCUGCUACUUAAAUGUCAGAGUUCCAUUUGUUUCAGGAAUGGGAUUUCUAUUAUUUGUUAGGAAAGAAAAUUCAGAAUGUAGACAAUUGAUUUGAGCUAAUUUGCCUUGAGGUGUUUAAACCGAUGCUUACAUGUCUUGUCCACAGUGCCAUUUAACGUUUAAUGCUAUGAUUAUGCGCUAACCACAUAUUGUACAUAAGGAUCCUUGAUUUCCAAGAAAAACAAGUAUCAAAUGAUUAUAAGUGAAGGGCAACAGGGAAGGGUUGAACUGGUCAUUUCUUCGCCCUGGAUAAAAUACAGAGAAAUAAGCCUUAAAUAACACUUUGUUGGUGAGAGUCUGAAUUUCAUGUAAUGCUGCAGUUUGUUCCAGUGGCCAAAUCCAGUCAGUCUACUGUAUUUAUUUUAACCAUCUGGAGAUAUUAUCGGGAAUCAAUGAAGCCAAACACCUGAGAUCUCACUGGGUGUAAACAUUUGAGAUUUUUUAAAGACUAAUUUUGCAUCAUUGUUGAGGAGUUCCAAGUCUUCUCUUUGUCUUCCUUUGAUGUGAUUGUAUUUCGGGAUAAGGGAUUCAAAGUGCUGAAGUGUAGUUGUUUUUCCUCAUGUAAUAUAAAGAGAUGGAAUUGAUUCUUCCACUGAUGAAGAUGAUUAAAUGUUUUGCUAUAUACUUUUAUACAUUAUUUUCUUAUCAAACUAGUUAACAAGUAUUUUUAUAUGUUUGUAAACAAAUAUGCUUUCACGGCAUAACUUGUGUAUAUGUAAAGAUGAGUAUUUAAAUCUCACAUUUCACUUUUAACUGACAAACUUUUAGGUAUAAUUUACAGAACUGUGGUAAUACUUUCCUAAUCUCCUCACGGCAGCUGGGUGCACCUAGUUGUAUCAGGUCAUGUGCCUGCAAAGUGUACCCACAUAAACUUUAGCAUGCUCUGACCAACCAUUUCAGAAGGUGGAUACAUUUUGUAAAAGUCCAGAAUCUGAGAGACUCCUGCUGAUAUUUUUUGGGUUUGACUGUGAAUGGUCUCUGAGUACAAGUUCAGCGGAUUAAUAACUUGGUUUGAGAUUUGUCCUUUGAGUUCGAUCGCUGAAAAGAUGUACACAACAAUCCUGAUACUGCCUCUACAUCAGCUCCUUGAAGUUUGAUCUGACUACACCCUUGUAUAGCUUCUGGUGCUCGAAUAAAGGAUGAUUAAUUUA